ACUCCGACAAGCAGAUUCUCAAGAUGGCGGAUGCAGCGAGUUUGAAAGAUGUACCGAGCGAUUUUGGAGAGUAUUUUCUCCCUUACAAACCAUGCUUGCGGCAGCGGAUUCAGGCCAGGAAGUUUGCCAAUGAAUCAUAUAUCAGCAAAUGGCAGUAGUUUCAUGGCAGAGAUGGGGAAAUAGAUGUAAAAUCCGUUGUAUUUCGUAGCCAGCGGAAAAAUGACGAUGGGCACAUGGUUAACAUGUCGAUCGGAAGAUCAUGCGUGUUGGACGCAAUUUGCUCAUGCAAAGCAGGGGCCUCUGGUGAAUGUGCCCAUGUACUGGCAGUGAUCCUUAAAAUAACCGACUGGAUCCUGAAUGAUCUUAAAGAGAUACCUCUUCAGCCCGCCUGCACUUCGCUGCCUCAGCAGUGGGACAGACCCAGGGGCGUGCGCAUAAAAGGCGAGCCACUCAGCACAAUGGUUAUAUCUAAGCCCGGCAACACCAGUCGGAAAAAGAGACCAAUUACUGCAGAUUUCGAGGACACAAGGAAAAUACAACUACUACAGUCAGACAUCAAGACCUUGCAGUCCCUGACUGGAUGUCCACUGUCCUACUUGGCUCACAUGCCAGGGCACACAGUUGAUACUGACUUUGGAAGCCAGUACCUUGGCAGUGCUCUGUCAUACCAGCUACCGCUCUUGGAAGAAGUCAGCCCAGCUGGGAAAGGCAUUAGCUGUGGAGACCUUGACUUCCCAUAUCCUCCUAAUAUUUCUAAUGUCACACACAUGGAUAGUGCCAAGACAGCCGCAGUCCAACUAUCAUUGGAGGAUGCUAGAAAACUUGAGGCAAAUAACAGGGAACAAGCAAACAGCCCGUUGUGGACAAAAGAAAGGUCGAAGCGUAUCACAGCAUCCAAUUUUGGGAGAUUUAUGCUUAGGAAAACCCCACUCAAUAAGAAAUUUGUUGACAGUGUUUUGAAAAUAAAGUCAUUUAAUUCAAGUGCAACUAGCUAUGGGUCAGCAAAUGAAAAAGUAGCCAUUAACAUGUAUAGAAAAAAAAACUAGCAACCAUGUGCACGGAUGUGGAUUUGUGGUGAACCCCCAAUUUCCUUUUCUUGGUGCUUCACCAGACGGUAAGGUGUGUGACCCUUUCUGCACAGGAAUAAUAGAGGUCAAAUGUCCAUUCAUUAUGAGAGACAGAACUGUAAAAGAGGCACUUGCAGACGAAGCUAUGAAGAAGAACAUUUGCAUCGAACAAAUACAGGAUAAAGUGCAAAUGAAGCGUGAGCACAUGUACUGGUACCAAGUUCAGGGACAGCUGUUAGUGACUGGUGCUAAGUUUUGUGAUUUUGUUCUGUUUACCAGACAAGACUUAUUCAAAGAAAGGAUUGAGCCUGACCAAUACACCAUGGAGCAAAUAUUAACUAAAAUGGUGAAUGUGUUUGAUGGAUUUGUUUGCGAAAAGUAAACUAACCUCCAUUGAUAGGGCUGUCACAACUGUCGGCUGUGUUGUUGACAGAUGAAACUGUGUCAGGCAAAUAUUCUCCAGGUGGUUUUAAGGGUUCUGUUUGUUGCGAGUUUUCGUUGACUGUACUGAAACAGAAAGAUAUAUAUAUAUAUAUAUAU
Dreissena polymorpha is the source of this 1607-nucleotide messenger RNA. RefSeq lists its product as uncharacterized. The record is from RefSeq and is a predicted model, not a curated record. Bases 234 to 1046 code for a protein of 270 amino acids. The transcript is spliced from 4 exons. Gene Ontology annotation, molecular function: zinc ion binding. Lineage: Eukaryota; Metazoa; Mollusca; Bivalvia; Myida; Dreissenidae.